Zalophus californianus (California sea lion) is the source of this 6609-nucleotide messenger RNA. Its product is annotated as zinc finger protein 132-like. The transcript is spliced from 3 exons. NCBI's taxonomy places the organism in Eukaryota, Metazoa, Chordata, Mammalia, Carnivora, Otariidae. Gene Ontology annotation, biological process: regulation of DNA-templated transcription. The record is from RefSeq and is a predicted model, not a curated record. Gene Ontology annotation, molecular function: DNA-binding transcription factor activity, RNA polymerase II-specific; RNA polymerase II cis-regulatory region sequence-specific DNA binding. The coding region runs from base 1201 to 2961 and encodes 586 amino acids.
UAAAAAUAAAACAGUUACUUUACCAGCAAAAAUGGGUUUAUUUGGGAAUAGGAGGGAAUUACAAUUCUGGACAUGCAAGCUAGAGCAAAACUGCAGGCAAGUCUAACAAAGGAGAAGAAUGUUAUUUUAUGCCGAGGAAGGGCUGUUCUGAAGGAAGGUCCGUUGCAGAAGGGCUCAGGGUGAUUAGUUUCUCCCUGGCUGAAUUGCAGGGCCCAUUCAUUUCCUGUAGGAGAUGCAAUGCACAUCUUUUCCUGCUGGGGCCUGUAAUCGGGGAUUUCUUUCCUGAAGAUUCUUCUGUUGGUAAUUCUUGACUUCCAGUCGCACCAAGUGAGAGCUCCCCCUUUCACUCCAUCUUAGUGAGGUUCCCCUUUACUAGGUUUCACAGCACUGCGUACCUGGCCCUGUGCUGAACACUUCCCACGUCACUUCUCAUGAGUAAAGUUGUAGUAUUUGUCAAAUUUCAUUACUGGAUUUUGAGUCAGAGCUAUUGUGGGAGAGCAUCAGGACCCCCAAGAGCGACAAGGCACAGAACGUUUAGGCUCAUCCCAGUCUCUGAGGGGGGACAAUGCACAAGUGAGGCUGUUCCCCAGGGCCCCCUCAGAGCCGUCCGCCCACUCCAGAAUGCGGGUCACCCGCAUCUCCGAGGGAGGAAGUCUGCAGUAGCCCCUGGGAGGAAGCUAAAGCACACCGCGGCCAUUCUGAACCUCGGGCUCCACUUCCCAGUGCCCCUUGCGCGGCCGCCUGGGCGUUGCCGGGGGAACUUGCGGGGGCCCCAGGCCCGGCCUAUGCGGGGCAGAAACUACAGCGACCAGAAGGCUACGGGGAACGGCGGCGACCGACGAGCCAAUCACAGCACAGAAGAGCCACUUCCUGCGGCCCCCCCCCCGGACUUCCGGCGUCUGCCUUGUGGACGUUCAUUUCGCUCUUGACAGGUCGUGGAACGGCGCCCUUGGGGACCGGAGCUCCGGGUCGGGGCCGCUUUCCGGGCGCCUCCCUGGGACCCAGCCGGGGGGACACUAAGGAGGAUGAGACCACCUGCCGCGCCUCGUCCCAGCCCACCUCCUGUAAGGGGGCUGCCUUCCUCCGCACUCGCCCUCCGUCCCCUCUGACUGACGCCCCCAUUGCGACGGGCGGCGGGCGGGCACCUGGCCCAGUGGAGCUGUGCGGAUCGGCUGAGCACUCAGGGCCUGCCCGGGUCCGAUGGCGGCGGCGGCGGCGGCGGGGCUGGCGGACCCGGCGCGGGACUGGGGGACCUUUGAGGACGUGGCCGUGUACUUCUCCCGUGAGGAGUGGGAGCUCCUUGAUGAGACUCAGAGGCACCUGUACCACGAUGUGAUGCUUGAGAACUUGGCGCUUGUGGCCUCACUGGGUUGUUGGUGUGGAGUAGAGGAAGCCCCUCUUGAACAGAGUGUUUCUGUAGAAGGAGCGCUCCAUUUCAGGACCCCUAAAGCAUGUCCUUCCACCCAGAAGGCUAACACCUGUGACAUGUGUGGCCUGGUCUUGAAAGACAUAUUACACCUGGCUAUGCAUCAGGGAAUAUACCCUAGGCAGAAACCAUACAAGUGUGCGACAUGUGGGAGAGGCUUCUGGCUCAGUACAAACUCUCACCAGCGCCAGGAGCACCGUGGAGAAAAACGCUUCACAAGUAGCGAACGUGCUAAGGAUGUCCUGGACAGCCACGACCUCCUGCAGUAUCCACCCACCCAUAGCAUGCGGAAGCCACACAGGAGCACCACGCACAAGGAGGCCUUCCAACCCAACUCUAGCUUCCAGCAGCAGCAGAGAGUCCACGCCACGCAGAACCCCUUCAAGUGCAGCAACUGUGGGAAAGGCUUUCUAAAGGCCUUCAUGCUCCUAGACCACCUGCUCACUCACUCCAAAGAGAGACCCUGCAGAUGCCCAACAGGGGGAAAUGCCCCUAAAGAGAACUCCACCGUUCUUCAUCCCCCAAAAAAUCACACUGGAGAAACAUCCCAUGUGUGUACAGAAUGUGGGAAGGCCUUCAGCCACCCUUUUAAGCUGAGGACACAUCAGAAAGUUCAUACUGGAAAACUGCAUCACAGUUGCAGUGAAUGCGGGAAAGCCUUCACCCGAAAACACUCCCUUGUUCAGCACCAGCGAGUUCAUACUGGAGAACGGCCUUAUGAGUGUGGCCAGUGUGGGAAGGCCUUCACUCGCAGCUUCCAUGUUGUUCGGCAUCAGAAAGUUCACAACACAGAAAGGCCUUAUGAGUGCAGACAGUGCCGGAGAGUCUUUAGCUGUAUCGCCAGUUUUGUUGAGCACCAGAAAAUACACACUGGGGAAAGGCCUUAUGCGUGCAAUGAAUGUGGGAAAGCCUUCAUUAACAGCUCUCAUCUUGUUCGGCAUCAGAAAGUUCACAACACAGAGAGGCCUUUUGAGUGCAGCGAAUGUGGAAAAGGCUUCCGGCAAACCUCCAAACUUAUUCUGCAUCAAAGGAGUCAUACAGGAGAAAGGCCUUAUAAAUGCAACCAGUGUGGGAAAGCCUUCAGUUGCCCUUCCAACCUUGUCCCACACCAGCGAAUUCAUACUGGAGAAAAGCCUUAUGAGUGCUCGGAAUGUGGAAAAGCCUUUAGUCAAAGCUCUGCCCUCAUUCAGCACCAGAAGGUUCACACCAGAGAAAGGCCUUAUGAGUGCAGUGAGUGUGGAAAAGCCUUCAGCUAUAGCUCGAACCUUGUUAAACACCAGAAAGUUCACACUGGAGAAAGGCCUUAUGGGUGCAGCCAGUGUGGGAAAGCUUUCAGUGAGAGUUCCAUCCUCAGUCAGCACCAGAGAGUUCACACUGGAGAAAAGCCUUAUGAGUGUAACAAGUGUGGGAAAACUUUCCGCUACAGCUCAAACCUCUCUAAGCACCAGAAAGUUCAUAUUGGAGAAGAGCCACCUGAGUGCAGUGGACAUAGGAAUGCCUUCAGCCAGAGUUCCAGCCUCAGUCGGCACCAAUGAAGGUCAUACCAAAGAGAGGCCUUAAUAUUGUGGCAAAUGUGGAAAACCACUAACUAACAGGGGCAUUUUCUUGUUCACCUUAAUAGAGUUCACUCCUGAGGAAACUUCUGUGAAAGGAAACUUUGUGAAGAAGCCAUAAGCCAAAAAUUGAAAAAUAUCCUAACACCCCUACCAGGAGAUUGCCAGAUACAUGGGAAGCUUUCAGAAGCUACAUCACAUUUUCUAAUCUGUCCAGGUGCUUUGCCAGAUUAUGUCAUUGCCAGAUGCCAUCUCACUUCUACCGGCUGGCAGGUCCCCCCACAGCCUGCCAUCUCAUCAUACUCAGGGAAGGCUGAUUUUGUGCUCUCUCAUUCCCUGGAGGGAGACAUGAGUGAUGGGAACUCUUUGGGGUGGCCUCAUUUUCAUUUCUGCCCUGUCCCCAGUGGUUCAGGCAUAGCCCUGACCUCUUUCUCUCCAGGGGGAUCUGACUGGAGUCUGAGGACUUGCAGAAGUAGUUCCCUCUUUUGUGGGUAUUGGUUUUUUUUGUUUUUGUUCUUUUAAGGUUUUAUUUAUUUAUUCGACAGAGCAAGCACAAGUAGGGGGAGCGGCAGGCUCCCCACUAAGCGGGAGUGCAAUGCAGGGCUCAAUUCCAUGACCCUGGGAUCAUGACCUGAGCUGAAGGCAGAUGUCUCCAAAUCACCCAACCCUGGAACUGCCUGUCCCCAGAGUGUGUGAUAAUAAAGGCCUUCCUGUUGAAGCCAUUUUUAGUCUCCAUCCACUGUGUGCAGGGGGAGAUGGAGGACAGAACUGGGUUCUGACAGGAUAAAGAGGGAGAAAGGCCUUAGUGGGAGACCUCAACUUCAACAGCAAGAUGGCACACAACAGUGUGCAGUCUAGGCCCAAGGCCUUCUGGGACAGGCUGAAAGUCUCUGGGUUAAAUCUUGUGUCCUGGAUGCCAGAACAAUCUGAUAGGCCCAGAGCUUUGGACAUUGGGUGUUGCAAUCUAGUCCUUCCUGGGCAGCAGGGGUUGGGUUCUUUGUUCCUGGGAAUGUCCCACAUUCUCCAGUAGAGUUGAAGGGCCACUGUCUCCUGGGACCUGUCCAUGAGUAAGGCCCCUGAUGUCCAGGUUAUCACUGGAUGUAAGAUCUUCAGGGGCCAGGUAGAACCAUAAGUGGGUACAGAAACACUGGUUUUGAGGUGAGGGAGUCAGUGAGACUGGCAAACAGAGGAGAUGCUAUGCUUUAGUCACAUCAUACCCACUCACAAGAAUUGUGUUCAACUCCACGUUCAGUAACAAUCACAUCAAUGGCUUUCAGUCAGCCAUGGUAGAAUUUAUACCACAAAAAAAAUGAACAAACAAUAGUUCUUUGAAAACAAACAAAAAACUGGGAAAAAAACACCUGAUAUGGAGUGUUUGCCAAGUUUGUUGACCCUGACUUUGGCCAUAGGAGAGACUCAGCUCUGCAGAUCUUAGGAAGUCCCGCAUACUCUCAUCUUGUCCUCUAGCACAAGUCCACUGACCCUUUACGAUGGGCAUAGCCAGCAGUAUGCUGCUCACUGCUGGAGCAAAUAACCUAACCUAAUGGUGGUGUGGAUUCCUGUAGUCUCCCUGCGCUGAUCACUUCAAGGCCAUCAAUGCACAGGCAGGAACCCUGGGACUACAGUCCAGGACUUUUGUAGCUCAGCUAGUAUUCUAGGUCAGUGUGGUAUCCAUGGUCUUCAUCAUCUGCUGUUUUUUAAUGCUACUAAGACAAGGCUGUCCCUGGGUACAGGGAUCAGAGAGGAUGGAAUCAACAUUUGAUUGCCCCCAUUUUCUGGUUUUCCAAGAGUGAGAGAUCCAUAUGCUUAUGUGAAGCCUUUUGAUUUUUGUAAAUGUUGAAAACUUCUAUACAAAAUUCAUAGGUAUAUAAGCAACCUAUAUAUAUGGGCUACACAUGUGUUCCUGGUCCAACACUUGGAACGGUCAGAAAAUAAGCAAAUCAGGCUGUCAGGAGCCCAGGGUUCCCCAGCUAUGAAGGCUUUUGGCACAGUGUUUACCCCACAGCAUGUAGCAGGGGAGGUGGCACUGUUGUUGCUACCCCACUCAGGACCCCCCAGUUCCCUGAAGCUGACCAUGUGAGGGAUGGCAGGAUCCCAGGCAGGCUUGUGGUCAGCCAAGCAUGUGGCAGGUCUGCCUAAGUGCUCCCCGCAUCCCAAGGUAUCAUGGCACCCCUUGGACCUUCUGGGUAUAAUAAUUGCCUUCCAUUAACGUGGGGGGCUUGGAGUUAGAACCUAAGUCCAUUUGAACCUUGGGGUUUCAGGCUUCCAAGAAAAGGGAUCAUGGAUCAUCAAGAGCUCAACUCCUUGUACCCAUGUGGCCAGCUACGGUCAGAGAGACCUCAAAACACUGCUCCCAAUGCAUGAAUGAAGUCUUCUGUCUUCUACUCUCCUCACCAGGGAUCUGCACACACCAACCAAUUUACUGGAACCUCAGUAUUUCCCUGGUGGUACCAGAACAUAGCAAACAAAGGUCUGUUGGUUCUGAGUGUCUGAUCUCUCCACAGUACCAACUUAUGUGAAGCUCAAGUCCUCCCAGCUUGAUGAAGUAUCCAGGGGUCCUUGGCCUGCUCAGGCUUCUCCUUCCUGAGUGUAACAACUGCCUUGCACCAACAUGGAAGGGCUGCUUGGGAUUAGAGUUCAAGUCCAGCUGAGCCAUGUGGAGCUCAGACCUACAAUCAAAGUAGGGCAGACACUCAUCAUGAGAACUCAAUCCCUUUUAUCCUGAAUGGUCACCUGUGUGUAGAGCUUAUAAAAUGAAUUCUUUUGGCAAAGAGUCCUUGAUUUGGUGAAAUGGCCCUGACCUGAACCUGACUUCUGCUCUCCCCAUCAGGGCUCUGUGCAAGGCAGCUGGCUUGCUGUGUGUGUGUACGUGUGUAGUUGGGCGUGUGCGUGUGCAUGUGCUGGAGCAUCUAAAACAAAGCCCUCGUGGCUCAGCGUCUAUAAACUGGGGCUACUCAUGUUCAUCUUGACAUGAGAUUGUCAAGGAAGAUUGUCCUGUGAACCAGCCACGGAAGAAGGCAGUGUAGAGUGAUGGUCAGAAGCAGCCCUUCUGAUCAUCUGAGCCCCAGAUCUACUUAGUCCCUGAAGCCAGAUGCCAAGUGGACUUUUGGGUUCCAUGUACCAAACAAAAUAGGCCAAGGCAAUUCAAUAGGGAAAAAGAUAAUCUUUUCAACCAAUAGUGCUGGAACAACUGGAUAGCCACAUGUAACAAACCUCUAAGUUACCUCAAGUCAUAUGCAAAAGCUAACUCAAAAUUCAUCAUAGACAUAAAUAUAAAACUUAAUAAAACUUCCAGAAGAAAGCACAGUGACCCUGGAUUUGGUGGAUUUCUUAAAUAUAACAAAAAGCAUAAUAAGAAAAAGAUAAAUCAAUUGAACUUGAUCAAAAUUUUUAAUUUUUGCUUUUCAAUAGUCACAUCAACAAAAUGAAAAUGCAAGCCACAGACUGGGAAAACUGUCUGCAAAAAAAUUCUGACAGAGGACCUGAAUCUAGAAUAGAUGAAAAAUUCACAAACCUAAUAAGACAACCUAAUUUUUAAAAAUGGGCAAAAGUGACUUGAACACUCACUUCACUAAAGAAGAUAUAUGAAUGGCAAAUAAGCACAUGCCUUCUACGUAAAAGGUGUUAUUA